Phytomonas sp. EM1 is the source of this 1296-nucleotide messenger RNA. The record is from the annotation of a GenBank genome assembly. Lineage: Eukaryota; Euglenozoa; Kinetoplastea; Trypanosomatida; Trypanosomatidae.
AUGCAGGUCAAACACUCCGUUUCUGCUCCACUCCGAGCCAUCGAGUUCAUUGGCAACCCACUGACGGACGACAUGCUUGAUAGUCUUUAUCAUACACUCACCGACCAUGAGACGCUUUCAUCAUUGCAGACCGUUGAUUUAAUGGAUAACAACCUUGGUGAGAGUCGAGCUCGCCGUCUCAUUUCUAAUCUAGAAGUUUCAAAGGCUAAGGAAAUUCGACUGCGGUUCAACAACAUUGGUAAGGAUGGUUGCGAUGGGCUAGCGAGCGUUGUCAAUAUUUCGCCUUGCAUUAGAAUGCUUGACGUUCGCGGGAACGAGUUGGUUGCUGCAGAUGUGCGCAAACUUUUCAAAGCGAUUGGCGCCUCUACCACGGUCACCCACCUUAAUGUUUGUAGGAACAAAUUGAGUGAGGAGGGUGCUGAGAUGGCGGCACGUUUCCUGGAGAAGAACACAUACCUCCAAUUUCUAGAUUUCUCUGCAAACGACCUCGGAUCUAGCGGUGCCGAACACAUCGCGACGCUGCUCUCUAACCCAACCUCAACGCUCCGGGUGGUACUUUUAUACGGAAACUGCCUUGGCGAGGUUGGGAUGCAGCGUGUGUGUGCUGCGAUGCAAACAAAUAAAGAGGUCGUCCAGUUGAACUUGGGAUGCAAUAACGCGACCGAUGCGGCAGCUGGAAGCAUCGCCGAUAUGUUAGCGCGCAAUGAGACCCUUUUGGAUUUAGAUAUUUGCCUGAAUACUAUCACCGAUGUGGGUAUUCAGAGGAUCGCGGCCGAUGGGUUGGCCAACAACUACUUUCUACAGUCUCUCUGCCUUUCUGGGAACCCUUUAGGCUCGUCCGGAGCGAACAUGUUGGUGAAGGCGCUCUUGUCAAACACUCGCAGCGCUUUGGAGCGGCUCAACCUUAGCUCCUGCUCGUUAGGGCCCACUGGUGGGAUUCAUCUCGCCAGUUUCCUCUGCCGUUCCCAGACGCUGAAGGACCUUAACCUUGCGGACAAUCAACUGAACGACGAAAGCGCGUCCGCCAUUGCACAGGCCACUUCCAAUAGCAUCUCAAUAUCUGCCGUUGAUGUGUCUAUGAAUCCCUUUGGUGAACCUGCAGCUGUAUGUUUUUUGGAGGCGGUCCAGCUCAAUCCUCACUUGUCGAGUGUGAUUUUGGACGGCAACCGGGCGAGCCGGGCGACUCAACAUAAGUGGAGGGCCACCAUUGAGGAAUGGUUAGGAAAAAACCGGUCUGAAAACAAAGACAAUUUUUCAUGUGCAAAUGGUCUUUACGAGGUUUCAAGGAGCCUCUGA